AUGGCAACUACUGUCAAGCCUGCUCCCGUCAAGUGGGCUCAGCGAGCUGAUCUUGUCUAUGUCAACUUCGAAGUCCAAGACGUGGAAAAUCCUGAGGUCUCAGUUGAGGAAAACAAGGUCACUUACAAGGCAACAACCAAAGACAAGCAAAAGUUCGAGACCGUUUUGAACCUUUUCGGCGCUGUGAAGCCCGGCGACUCCAAGUGGAUCAACCGAGAGCGCGGUGCUGAGUUUGUUCUCAUCAAGGCAGAGCAGGGUUUCUGGAAGCGACUUCUUAAAGAAGACACCAAAUACCAUUGGCUCAAGGUGGACUUUAACAAAUGGAAAGAUGAAGAUGACAGCGAAGACGAGAGCGCCGCUGCUGGCGGCCCAGGAGGUGGCACUAACUUUGAGGAGAUGAUGAGACAGAUGGGCGGUCUUGGCGGCGGCGGUGCUAGUCCUUUUAACGAUUUGGAUGACCUCGAUGUCGGCGGGGAUGGAAAUGAAAACGACAGCGACGACGAGCAAAUUCCCGAGCUGGAAGGCGAGGCUGAAAAAUAG
This is a messenger RNA of Rhagoletis zephyria (snowberry fruit fly), 540 nucleotides long. The record is from RefSeq and is a predicted model, not a curated record. NCBI's taxonomy places the organism in Eukaryota, Metazoa, Arthropoda, Insecta, Diptera, Tephritidae.